CAGUGGUGAGCUGAUUCCAUGCUUCAUGUUGGAUUCGUCCAUACACCAUGUCCGAUCUCUUGGACUUGGCAUCCACACUGCCCCAAUGCUCUAUAGGAUGCUUAUUCACCGCAUUUCAGAAUGUCGGUUGUGCAAUUACGAAUCAAACCUGCGCCUGCCAUGAUGAAGACCUCACAAAACAAGCGACCGUCUGCAUCCAAGACAGCUGCACCGUCCGGGAGGCUCUGUCGACCAAGAACCUGACUGAUACCUACUGUGGAGUCUCACCAACUACGUCCCCAUUUUAUCCCUACCCUGUAUUCUUGACUUUUACUGCCCUUUGCGCGGUUUCUGUCUUGUUACGGGUCAUCGCGAGGCUGAAGGUGGGGUAUCCAUUCUGGUGGGAUGAUAUAAUUAUCGCUCUGUCUUUUCUAGGAUGUGUUGCAUUUACAACAACUGGACUGAUGAGCAAGCAUUUCAGAGUCCUCGACCUUGGCUUAGGUAUGGAUAUAUGGGCUGUACCUUUCGACGACAUCACAACCAUUUUCAAGGGAAUCUAUGUCAUCUUCGUAAUCUACAUAACGAGCCGACAUCUCGUGCGAGGGUCUAUACUACUGUUUUGCUACCGACUUUUGGGCCAUGACCCUUUCCCAAGGCGGCUGAUACAAUGCACCCUUGCAUUGCUAGUCGCCUUCUGCAUUGCCUUGGACCUCGCCAUUCUGUUUGGGUGUACACCGAUUGACCACUUCUGGAACUCCUGGGAUGAUCAGCACGAAGGUCGCUGUAUCAGCUUGCACGCUGUUUUUUGGGCCGGCGCAGCCAUUGACAUAUCCAUUGACCUCUGGAUCUUGCUCCUUCCCAUUCCCUUUAUCAUGCGGCUCAAGCUCUCGUUCCGCAAAAAGAUUCUGUCAGGAAUAAUGUUCGGUUUUGGAAUUUUUGUCACCGUCGUCAGCCUCUACCGCCUAACCAUGAUCAAUCGCUUCACUUUAUCGCAAAAUCCAACCGCGGACGCUCUGCAGGUCGGAACCUGGUCAGGCCUUGAAAUAUACGUCGGCAUCAUCUGCGCAUGCCUUCCGAAUUUCAACUCGCUACUGAAGCCCGUCUACGCGUGGAUGGGCUGUCGGACACAAUCUCCCCAUACAGGCGGCACUACGUCACGGUCUGGUGCCGGCAGCGCGUUCCAUGGCCGCUCACGCAAAGACGAGCAAUCCGUCUUAGGGUCGACGAUCCGAGCCACGACUGUCAUUCAGAUCGAGGAGCAUGGUUCUCAUGGACACAGCUUGAGCAACGGCAGUAGCGACGGGCUAAUUGGACAAGAUUGUGCCGCAGCAAGCGCGCAGGAUAUCGAACUGGGAAUGGUUACGACGGCCAAUACUACAUGCGAGAGGGCUUGGUCGUGAGUUAAUUCAAAGAGGUUAUAAUGCAAUGCUUCAUUCCACGGUUUACUUUUGUCUUUGAAUUGGUGGGGGGGGCACUUGAAUAGAGUAAUCACUACUAGUUGUGAGCCAUAACUGCAAAGUCCAGCCAAGUAAUGCAGUUGAUGUCGCGAAUAAGCUCACCUGAAUACAAAUAUAACUACAACAACGUGAA
Messenger RNA from Diaporthe batatas, 1569 nucleotides. RefSeq lists its product as uncharacterized. The transcript has 6 exons. NCBI's taxonomy places the organism in Eukaryota, Fungi, Ascomycota, Sordariomycetes, Diaporthales, Diaporthaceae. The record is from RefSeq and is a predicted model, not a curated record. The coding region runs from base 48 to 1379 and encodes 443 amino acids.